Schistocerca serialis cubense is the source of this 1509-nucleotide messenger RNA. RefSeq lists its product as uncharacterized. The transcript is spliced from 9 exons. The record is from RefSeq and is a predicted model, not a curated record. Lineage: Eukaryota; Metazoa; Arthropoda; Insecta; Orthoptera; Acrididae. The coding region runs from base 1 to 1509 and encodes 502 amino acids.
AUGAGUAGUGCAAUAACACUGUUAUUUGGAGAUCAAGGAAGAGAACAUGGUGUGGAAGGAAAUCUAUGCCAAGAACUAGAAAAUCCACAUCAGCAACUUGAGAAGUCCAAUCAGAUGAGACGUGGGCAAGUGUGCAUGAAACGUGGGCAACGUGUCGGACAAUGUACCCGCGAGAGACACUUGCCCAAAAAGUGGUACGUCACUCAAAGUCUUGGUGGCAGCCAGCAGAGGGCAGCGCAGAAGGCACAGCGCACUGGGCACAAAAGCAUAGAACGACAUAGUGGCAAAGUUGGAUUCUGUCCAGCAUGGAACAAGUGGCAGUCCUGGCUGGCAUAUACCAAACUGGCACGGAAGGAGUGUAGGCAAGCUAGCAGUAGCAGUUCUGGCAUUGGUAAACAAGUAAAGAAAAUAAUUUUGGCUCCUGUGAUAAGUGUGAAGCCGGUAGGGGUGUGGUGCAAUAAGAGUGCUCUAGAUCUUCAGACGCUAAGAAAGAUUAUUGCCAUAAAAUCAUUUGUUAAAUGUUUAUUGGCAAAGUUAUCUCAAGAUGAUAUUGAAAAAUUUUAUGUACUGCUGUCAUCAGUUGCUGCUGGGAUGUUAACUAUUGAAGGCUUAAAGCCGAGUUUAACAGAAAUGUCGUGGCUGCGUCUCACUUCUGGCUGUUCUAUAUUGAAACUAUGUAGCAGUAAAUUCUUCUGGCAGAAACUAAAACUGAAGCAGUUUGUGUCUCUCACAACACUGUUAUAUGAUGCGGACGAGUAUGUCACAAAGGCAUUUUUGGCAAAAUUGUCAUUAUUUCUCUCAAAUAAGAGAUGCCCAGUGGAUUUUUUUUCACUGUAUGCUUUCAUUGGUAUGAUUAUGCAGACUGAUCAGAGAAGAGAUCUAAAUUCCUUAUUUUCUAAUACAGUAAAUGCACAAUGGCAAUACAUUCGAAGACAAUACAAAAUUCAUGAAGACCAUUUUUCCUUUGAAGUUUUUAUUAACAAACAUCAAGAUAUGUUACCUGACAGUAGCAUUGUUGCAUUGGUGUGCCUGUUAGCUUCAUCCUGGAAGGUAGAACGAAAUCUAGUGAGAAAAUGUCUGGAAUUCUUCUUCUCUGUAAUGCUGCAGCACCAAUUUGCUGAUAUAAGGCUGCAAAAGGAAUACUAUCUAGAGUUGUUUGAAGCAAUGUGCAAAAGCAGAGUUUUGGAUAUUUCAGAUAAAAAACGUGACAAGUUUAAUGCUAAUGUUAGGUCUAUCCGACAAAUGGCUGAGGUAUUAAUUGGAAAAAUGUGGCUGAAAGGAUCUGAGACAUACCAAGUAGUGCCAGAUUUUCCGAGAAGGUACUUCCAUUUAGAACAGGUACUGGCUGGUGGUUCUACAUCAUCAUUAUGCCAGCCCAUGCAACCAAGUGACUCGUGGGAGGUGACAAAUGUCACAGCAUGUGAUGUCAGCAGUUUUAGAGUUUUCCGAGGAGUGGUGCACCAAGAUGCACAGCCCAUUGUGAUGACCACCACUGGGAGAGCUUGCUGA